AUGGGUUCGAAGUCUACUGCAGCGUUCUUCAUCUUUUUGAUUUGCAUGGUAACUGCGUUGCCACCAAUUCAAGCUUGUGGGCCUUGUACCCAAUCUCAUCCACCACAACCACCUAAACAUCGUUGCCAUUCCAAAAGUCCUUCCCAUCCUAAACACCCACCACACAACGGAGGUGGAGGCGAGGCGAUGGAGGAGGAGGCGGUGGUGGUGGUGGAGGCAGAAGUGGUGGUCAUCCGAAACGGAGGAGGAGGUGGAGGUGGCAGGGGUAAACGUCAUCCCCCUCUUGCCAAAUCGACUACUUGUCCUAUUGAUUCGCUGCAGUUAGGGCUUUGUGUAGAUGUGCUUGGUGGUUUGGUGCGUAUAGGGUUGGGGGAUCCAGUUGAGAAUGUUUGUUGUCCCGUCCUUCAAGGGUUGUUCGAGCUUGAAGCUGCGAUAUGUCUUUGCACGAUUAUAAGGCUUAGGCUGCUGAACCUAAACAUCUAUAUUCCUCUUGCUCUUCAAGCUCUGAUCACUUGCAGCAUAACUCCUCCUCCUGGUUUCGUAUGUCCUCCUCUUUAAGUGUAGUAAUUAAGUACGUA
Argentina anserina (silverweed cinquefoil) is the source of this 578-nucleotide messenger RNA. RefSeq lists its product as uncharacterized. The coding region runs from base 1 to 558 and encodes 185 amino acids. NCBI's taxonomy places the organism in Eukaryota, Viridiplantae, Streptophyta, Magnoliopsida, Rosales, Rosaceae. The record is from RefSeq and is a predicted model, not a curated record. The transcript is spliced from 2 exons.